Molecule: messenger RNA, 456 nt
Organism: Lindgomyces ingoldianus
Lineage: Eukaryota; Fungi; Ascomycota; Dothideomycetes; Pleosporales; Lindgomycetaceae
Exons: 1
Source: RefSeq, a predicted model, not a curated record
CAAAAAAUGAUGAAUUCAAAGCGCAUGCGGAAAUACAUGGAAAAGCGUGAAGCGAAAUUGCGAGAGGGCGCUGAUUUGCGGCGACGGGAAGAACAAGACACGACUAAGGGGGAGAAGGUGUGGUUUUCGCGCUAUGUGGCGAAUGGAAGACUGCGACACUGGGUCCUUCUUACACACGGAACAAAAUAUGAGUUGCGGCGCAGCAGGAAUGUUGAGGAGAACCCGGCAGGGAGCCAGGGAAAACCGACGGGGGAAUUUACGUUCUUCAGCAAGCCGUUCACGAUCGACCAAGAACAGCGUGAGGCCUUACAAUCGGAAAUGAAGAUGCCAGAGCAGGACGGCUACUUUGUCUGCCUGAUUGGCUGGACGCGAAUGUCCAAAGAUCAAGUCGAUUCAGCGUGCGAAGAAGCCUUCAAAUCCUUCGGCAAAUACAACCUUCUCUGGAACAACUGUCAA